Molecule: messenger RNA, 2178 nt
Organism: Sinocyclocheilus anshuiensis
Lineage: Eukaryota; Metazoa; Chordata; Actinopteri; Cypriniformes; Cyprinidae
Gene: eva1aa
Product: eva-1 homolog A, regulator of programmed cell death a
Exons: 8
Coding region: 52-1461 (469 amino acids)
Molecular function (GO): carbohydrate binding
Source: RefSeq, a predicted model, not a curated record
GACAUCACUUUAUGUCCUGCGGUCUGAUCCUCUCAGGAAUCAUCGGGUCUGAUGGGACAUUUAAGGAUGUUUUUCCCUGAUGUCUCAUAUUCACUGCUGUUGUUGGGAAUCUCGUGUCUGACUGGCUUCACUAAGACUUCACAGGAGUUCUCAGGUUAUCUGACGCGUGUUCUGAGGAAUUACACUGAACAGGCGUGUGACGGAGAAUUCUUGACUGUUCGCUGCCCGCCCAGAACCUCCAUCACCGUCCAAUCAGCUUUCUACGGCAGAACAGACCCCGCCCACUCACCUCAGUGCCCAAACCCUUAUAGCAGUGCUGGACCACGCUCAGUGCUUGACAUCACUUCCUGUCAUGUGUCCACAUCCUUGCAGAAGAUGCUGGAUGAAUGUGAGGACAGGCGGAGAUGUCAGGUUCUUGUCAACAGUCGUUUGUUUGGGACGGACCCCUGUCCCACCGUCAGCAAAUACCUCAGUGUGCGGUACAAGUGCAGGCCGAGUGAGUAUAAGAGUAAAGUGGUGUGUGAAGGCGAGCGCUUGCGGUUGGGCUGUAAGACAGGGAUGCAAAUCGCAGUUUAUUCGGCUAUGUUUGGUCACACACAGCAGGGAACGCUGGAGUGUCCUCCACACCACCGGAGGGCACCGUCUGUCGACUGCUCGUCAGAUGUGGCUCUGCAGGUGAUGACAUCACGUUGCCAGGGGAAACGCUCCUGUGUGGUCCGCGCCUCGACACAAGAGUUCGGUGACCCCUGUUACCGCGGCACCCGCAAAUACCUUAGCAUCAUACACACCUGCGUCCCAAAGAAACUCGUGCAGGAGUCGGUUUCCAGGCAUCCAUCAUUCCCCUCUCCCCCAUCUGUGCCUCAUGACCCCAACGUGGUGGGAGACAGCGCUCCUCCUGACGGGACCCCGUCUCUGAGCUCGGACUCUGCGCCAGGGAGGUCGACGCGAGGACGGAGUUCUGCUCCGUAUUCAGAAGAGACGGAUCAGUCUGGAGAAAGCAAUCCGAACCCAACCAUCUCCACUGUAAUCAGACCAGCCAUGGCCCUCAUCAGCAGCAUGCUGGCGGCCUACACCUACAUCACAGAGCACCCGGAGCGCUGUGCGCUUUAUUUCAUGUGCGGCGUCUGUGCCGGUCUGUUCCUCACGCUCUUCACGCUGGUGGUUCAGAUUUCCUGCCGUAUGGACUGUAAACCUCGCCGCGGCGUCGCUAAGAAGCGUCCGAGACCCGCGGACUCCGACAGCGACACCAGCGACUCUGAUUCAGACUGGGACUCCAGCUCGGACCUCUCGGCCCGACGGCACCGGCGCUUCGAGCGCACGCUCAACACAGACGUCUUCACGUCGGCGGAGGAGCUGGAGCGAGCGCAGCGACUGGAGGAGAGAGAGCGCAUCAUACGUGAAAUCUGGAUGAACGGACAGCCGGACGUCCCAGGAACCCGCAGCCUGAAUCGCUACUACUAGAGCGCCGCCUCCGAUUGGACAAAUCCAGACAGGAAGCUACUAACAGGAUGCUAAAGCAGCUGGAGUCAUCACCUAGUGUGGCAUUAAAUGGCGUAUUUGCAGUGGAAAUAAGCUCUUCAUUGAGGCGCAGUUUAUCCAUGAGGUGAAAGGUCAAAUGCUGACAAGUCAGAUUGGAAUAUUCUUACCUGGUGUCUUGAAGUUGGACAUUUUCUGCAGCGUGCGGCUGAAGCUAAGGCUCAUGGGAGAUGUGGUUCAGUUGAAAGGAGUCUAUAGGCAGCUCUGAGAGGCGUGAUAAGCUCUAAGCACUGUGAUUGGUCCUUCACUCCGCCUGUCAAACAGUGAAGACCGCCUUCUGUAGGGAGAGACCUGAGCAAAUUAAGUGCCUUUGAUCUGACAAAUACACAUACAGUAUACAGUGGGACUAAAAUAUAUUUGGACACUUAUAUAUAAUAUCUGAAUGUCAUUGCAUAAGGAAACAAAUAUAACAAACCAAGCUGUGACUGCAAGAAAAUGAUGCUGGAGCUUCACUUUUCUGCAUCAGUUUUGCUUAAUGACCUAUAAUCUUAUCCACAAUGCAACACUGAAUCUUUUGGUAACACUUUACAACGAGGUACUACAUUAGUUAACAUGAACUAACAAUAAAAAAUACUUUUAAAGCAUUAGUAAAAUCAAAAGUUCUGUUUGUAUAUAAACCUGAGGUAUACAAGCCUGUUUCAG